UCGGGGGCAACGGACGUGUCGGCCCGAGCUCGCCCUGUCGUUCGGAAUCGCGUAUACGUGAAAACAGUUUUCGUUGUAUUUGCAUACGUGGAGUGACUUGUUUUCUACUUUACUCUGAUGUGAUGUGACUUAUAUUAAUUAUCGGCGAGGAUUUAUCAUAACAGACGACUGUGACAACUCAAUUAGUUUUCAGUGCUUAUGAAUAAUAAUUGUGGAUUGUUUUGGCGUUAUUAAGGUGAUGCGCUUACGCAUGUGAAGAUGGCGCGGGGGGACGUUCUCCUCGUGCUAUGGGUGGUCGCGGUCGCCGCCGACAAACAUGAUGUGUUGAACACGACAGAGGUGGAGCGCACCACAGCGGUGCCGACCCCGUCGCUGCCAAUGCGGCCCGAAUACGCCCACCCGGCCGGAGUCGAAGCAUUAGACCCUUACAACUCUGAAAAGAACAACCCGCCGCCCCACCACCGAGACUACCUCGAAGAAGAUUACGACCACGAAUCGAACAAAGAAGACGACCACGAAAGUCGAGAUGAUGUCGACGAACUCCCAUCUCUCACAGGAGACCACCUCCAAAGCUCAACCGACGAUCUCCCAAUGUUCCUUCAGGAACCCCAACACGCAUUUGUUGUUAGAAACAAACCAGCAACGCUGAGAUGUCGCGCAGCAAAUGCAUUACAAGUGUAUUUCAAGUGCAACGAUGUUCGCUCGGUCGCGAGCACGCAGUUUGAAUUUGUGGAUCCCCAAAGUGGUGUUAGAAUCGUUGAAGCAGAGUGUAAUGUGACGAGGGACCAGUUGGAGGAGUAUUUCGGGGAAGAUCGGUUCACGUGCACGUGUUUCGCUUGGAGUAGCAGGGGUGAUAUCAGGAGUCAGCCAGCUGUCGUCGAAUUAGCAUAUCUCAAGAAGCAGUUCGCCAUCUCCCCAUCCCCAACGUCAGUGGAGGCUGGAGUCGCUGCCACUCUCCGCUGCUCGCCGCCUCAGGCUGCCCCCCCUCCGAGGAUAUCCUGGCUGAAGCAUGGAUCUCCGCUACAGCAGGAUCACAAUGUUCUUAUAUCGGCGGAGGGGAACCUGCUCAUAUCCAGGGCUACGCUGCAGGAUAUGGGGAACUAUAGCUGUGUGGCAGAAAACAUAGCUGGAAAGAGGAUAUCUGAACCCGCCCUCCUGACUGUGUAUGUAAACGGUGGUUGGAGCUCCUGGUCAUCCUGGUCUCCCUGCCGCUGCAACGGUCGCGCGACGGGAGGGCAGCGACGCACGCGCACCUGCACCGAACCGUACCCUUUGAAUGGAGGCGCGCAUUGCCAAGGCCAAGCCGUGCAGAGGACGUCAGACUGCGUGCCGUGUCAGAGCGAAACGUACAUGGAUAAUACUCAACAAUUGCUUGUCGCUCUCCCCGGCCGCUGGGGCACCUGGUCCGAGUGGUCGGUGUGCGAGGCUGACUGCCGGCAGAGCAGGCGGCGAGCUUGUACUGGAGACACUCCUUGCUCUGGUCAGCACGUGCAGUAUGCGGACUGCGUUGGCGAUUACUGCGGGGUGCAUGGAGUGGCCGCCCACAGCGACGUACCGCUGUACAUCGGCAUAGCAGUGGCCGUGGUGGUGUUCCUGGCUGGUGCCGCGGUGGUGUACAAGCUGCUUCAGAGGAAGACCAGGGACCACUCCUUGUAUACCAUGACGAGGACCGAUUUCCAACCAGAAAUGUAUCCCACGGUAGAGAAGCAGUCCCUCUCUUUGGCUCCGGACCUGAUGCAGCACCGGCCACCACGCUAUGAGCACCCGCCGCCAGACACACGCGCCGAACACCACUAUGACGUGCCCCAUCUGACCAACAGCUACGCAUCUCCUGUAGACCACCAGGUUACUCCGUGCGCGUCGAGCAAAGGCCAGAGUGAUGACUACGACAGCAAGCCAUACAGCGAAUCCGAACAUUCUGCGUCCAGCUGUUUUACUAGCUCCGGCUCCAUGUACGACGCAGCCAACGAAUCGGUGACUCUUCAACUCGCAGAGCUGGUCUCCAACUCCCCAACUUCCCAGUCCCUAUCAGUCGCCUCCGCUGGUGCAAGACUCGCCCUACCAGCAGCUGGCGUAGCCCUUUCCAUUCCCGAAGCUGCCCUCAGCAGGGGCCGACGGGAACAGAUGUACGUCGCCGUCGUCAAAGAUGACAGAUACCGGCCUAGACUCGGCAAAGGUAUCACGCAACUCAGCCCGGUAGUUAAAUGCGGACCUCCACGCCUCCAAUUAAAUAAGUCAGUAAUACUACAAAUACCACACUGCGCUAGCCUCAAACACGGGUUCUGGAACCUCACUCUGUACGCGAUAGAUCACAAUAACGCAAAAACCGAUAACACGCAGCCACAAUGGAAGAAAGUCGUCAGCCUCGGCCAGGAGACAAUCAACACGCCAGUCUUCACGCAACUCGAUAACGAUAAAAUUUAUCUCGUCACAGACAUGCUGUCGACUUUUGUCUUAGUUGGCGAAAGUUUCAACGGGAAAGCCGUUAAGGCGCUCCAACUUGCCGUAUACGCGCCUGCUAAUCUCAACGAAACUAGCUCCGAGUACAGCAUUAGGCUUUAUGUGUUCGAAGACACUCCGUGCGCGCCCUAUUACUGUCAGGAGCAGGAGAAAAAAUUAGGCGGAGUUCUGCUCGAGCGCACCAAAACGCUGCUGUUCCAAGACGGCGGAUCCAAUCUGUGUUUGAAUUUGGAACACGUCAGCCCCGGCUGGAAGGCGAAGCCCGGCAUCGGCUACCAGGAGAUACCCUUCAAUCACGUCUGGAGCUCAAACUACAACGCACUUCAUUGCAGUUUCGUUCUAGAGCGGACGCACGAUUGCGACAAUAUUGACUUUAGCAUUUCCGCAUGUCAAAGGACCAAUCCGUCGUACAAACAGACGUUCCGAAUAUCCCUCGAGGACGUUCGGAGUCGAUCGCCGCGGGGGCGUUCACCCCGCGCCGAAUCUCAGCGUAGUUUCAACAUAACCGAGAAUCUUUUGGAGGCUCGUAUGUGCCGAAGCGAGGAGGGGGGCGACGCUAAGAGGAGCGUUACGGUGAGCGAGGCAGGAGUCACGGAGUGUGCAGGCGAAGGCCCAUUUAAAUUAAGUGCUCGAAUAAAACGGCAGCUAUGCGCAAUAUUGGAUCCGCCGAACGCUCGCGGCAACGACUGGCGCGCGCUGGCGUCGCGGCUCGGCGUGGAUCGGUACACCACGUGGUUCGCGACUAAGAGCUCGCCGACCGAAGCUAUCCUCGAGCUAUGGGAGUGUCGCGAGCGCGGCCCAGGAGCUACCGCCUCCCUGGCCACGGCGUUGCGACAGAUGGACCGCCACGACGCCGCCGACCUACUCCAAGGGAGACCGUCGUGGUUAUGAAUCAUCAGGGAAUCCAACCUCGACUUCAACUGAACGAGGUAAGAUCAUUGUGAGUGAAAGACAGUUAAGUGGACGGUAUGUUGGUAAACUAAUCUGUAGUUUAAAUGUUACGUUAGAACAACUAUAGUUUCGUAGGCCGACGGCCUAUUGUAAAAUCGUCGUAGUAUAUUUUGUAUAGAAUGCUAUCUAUGCUGUAGAUAAGCGAUGGGGAAGUAAAUUAUAUUAUAGUAGCAAUAAUAGUGCCUACAAUUGUCUUUUAAAGAAACACUGCCAACCGUUAGUUGGUGUCGGUUGAUUAUUUUGUUAAUUUUUAUAAGUGUUUGAGUGUUCAUUACAAUAUCGAAAAAUUUAUCGCUUAGUUCUAUUAUUAUUUGCUUUGGUGAUUAGUUUUUGUGCUUUUUGAGUAUUCAAUCUUGUGCCAAAUCUCGGAUGCCACUGCACUAUUUGGCAAUAAUCUAAAAUGUUAUACGCAAUUGAUCGGAGCUUAUCGUUACGAUGUAAAGUAGUGUUUUAUAAUUUCGUACUUUGAUACUCUUAAGGGUCUACUUUCAGUAAAUAUGUGGACUUUUGAAUUAGAUUGUAUUUAAUCGAAUCACGUGCUUAAUACACCUGCUUCCGUACCAUGAACUCUUUAAACAGCUAAAUACUUAAUUUUAAUAAUUUUCCCAAUUUAGAACUUUAUAAAGACGUCACCACUACUAGCAAUCCAUUUAAUAGAAAAUCUCUAUUACUCUAUGGACUUUUGGUCUGAAACUAUAUUCGCAACACACUUGAAAAUUAUAUUAUCUUGCUAUAGGGAUACUCGGGCAAUUUUUCGGGCAAUAACUGCUCUAUUUAGAGCUAUUAACAAACUGCAACAACUGUUCUAAAUCGCUCAAUUUUAGCUUUCUAUGACGUCACUGCAGCGUUUGUUCUAAAUUGCUCCACUUUUGCUUAACCUAUGACGUCAUUGUAUGAGCUCGUGGUACGGUCGCUCCAAUUUAAGUUACGAAUAUGGACUACACUUAAAAAGACUUGAGCUGAUUGCAUUUACUUUUGACUGUAUGAAAUCAUGCUGUAUUGUAGUGUUAGUAGAGUCAACUUUAUGAAACCGACCGUGAAGUAUAUCUAACUUGAAACGUAUUUUUGAAGCAAUAUAAUUCCAAUUCGAAUACAAUGUUUCACAAAUCGUACCUAAAAUGUAUGUAGGUACAGUUUGUGCAGUCUCGUAUGCGAUAUGUAUUUCGAUUGCUUUCGAAAUACGACUCCAAAAUCUUGUUGUUUGAUCAAUCAUUCAAAAUGUAUUCUGGUUAUUAUUAUUUGGUCUUGUUUCAUAACGUUUAUCAUCUGUUUUGAUUUUGGAUGGUUUUUAAUAAGUAGUUAGAAUUGGUAUAUAGUGGGAUCAUUGGUAUAUAAACGAAGGAAAUGGCGAUCUUCACUGCCAUCAAAUUUUGCUAAAAGUCUAACUUGUCUAUAUACAGUUUGGUCCUACAUAAAGUACAUAAUUAAAAGGCUUAGUUAUUAGUCAUUGGGAACUUAUUGGUGGUAGAAUUAAAGCCUAUUUAUUUAUGUACUUUAUCAAGACCAUACUGUAUAUUCACAUGAAGGAUUAUUUAAAUUUGUACCUUUGGAAGACCAGUUUGAAAGUAUUUGUUUCUAAAUAAAAUUCUUAAAAUGCAAUUUAUAUACAUUAUUCCAGCUUUUGACUGUCUAACGGCCUAGUUAUUUCACUUUUAGACUCAUAGUUAUUUUCAUGAAAUCGCUUAAAACUUCGAACUCUGUAUAUAAUGUACUAGUAUGUAAAUACUUGUAUCCCGCAACAAGUAGCGAUCGUAACCAUGAUUUUGUAAAUGAAUAUAUAUAUACAACGCCACCGUAGACUAUAUAUAUUUUUGUUAACGUGAUGACUAUUAAAAUAAAUGGAUCUGUGAUACUUAAAAUAAUAUGAAAUAAAUUAUGUUUAACUGUGCA
Messenger RNA from Ostrinia nubilalis (European corn borer), 5301 nucleotides. Its product is annotated as netrin receptor UNC5B-like. The coding region runs from base 259 to 3351 and encodes 1030 amino acids. Lineage: Eukaryota; Metazoa; Arthropoda; Insecta; Lepidoptera; Crambidae. The record is from RefSeq and is a predicted model, not a curated record. Gene Ontology annotation, biological process: motor neuron axon guidance; netrin-activated signaling pathway. The transcript has 13 exons. Gene Ontology annotation, cellular component: membrane. Gene Ontology annotation, molecular function: protein binding; netrin receptor activity.